Messenger RNA from Orbicella faveolata, 1511 nucleotides. RefSeq lists its product as uncharacterized. The record is from RefSeq and is a predicted model, not a curated record. Lineage: Eukaryota; Metazoa; Cnidaria; Anthozoa; Scleractinia; Merulinidae.
GGAUCGAGUUCCCAAAAUGAGGAACAUAAAUUCUUCGCUAAUCACUUGUACUGAUCAGUUUAUAGAGGGACGGCUAGUUCACAGUUCAGUCAAUACUAGUUACACAGAAAGAUCGUCUCCACAACGCGCGGAAAUAAAACAUUUUGGAAGCUUAUUGCCUUUGGCAUCAAGAUGAAACUUUUGCUGUUGUUCGUUGCGUUCAUGAUCCCUCUUCUAACCUCCUCUGCCGCUUAUGGUGGAUUAUCCGGUGAAAUGCAAGUAGAAGAGAAGAUCAAGGGUCUUGUCAGUGUUGCUCAGCUUUCCGAAGGUGACAUCAUUCGCGGAAUCACAGGAAUUGACCAGACCCCUGACUGGUGCAGGGUAGAAGCCGCCAUUCCUUUGUCUCAGGACCAGACCACUUAUGAUGGGUUCACAGAAAACCACAUGGUCGUCGAUGACACUGUUCAUCCGUACGGUACCAAGGGAAAGCGGCGCACGGGACCAGUCUUUACACUUGUCACAGACUGCGACGCCGCCGUGAAUUCUGCCGGUCAGGCCUUCACACCCAUUAGUACCUUACUCUGUCCGCCUGAGCUGAGCUGGGACGAAUAUCUGUCCUUAAUUGCCGCAGUGCGACAGGCCAUGCUUCUCACCGACAACUUCUGGUAUAUCUUGAAUGCAUAUCGCGACAACGAGACUGCAGGGGAGCUGGACUGGUCCGACCUCGACGUCUGCACUGAACUUCUGCAGUGCACACGGGAAGGCCAAUCAAAGUGUAAGACGUUUGAGGAAGUAAUGGAAAGGUUCGUGCGAGAGCAUCUGAACAAGAAGCAUGCGAAGAACGUUGAGAAAGCUUUCAUCGACAUGAGCGACAAUGACGCUGAUGCCAUCACCGAAGUACAUGGUACAAGGCGAAGAAAUCGUAUGCUUCUUCUCUCCUCCAUAGGUACAGCCAUGGCGCUGAUGGGCUUGAUCCUGGCCGUCGGAUUAUUGAUGUACUACAGACGAAUAGCGAAGAAAAAGGCAGAUCAUUCCUUCACGAAAGCUGGGGAUACAAAGGCGUAAGAGAUGAUGGAGAAUGGUCUCAGCAAAGUCCAACUAUAUUGUUUUGUUGGCACCCAGUCAAGCAGCUUUUAAUUUUUAUUUUGCUCAGUAAUGCAUGGAAUCAGUUUCAUCAAAUAAUAAUUAAUUGAUUGAACUAUACAUCAAAACACAUCCUAGUAUUAUAGCGAAAUCUUCCUUAAUGCCCGUUUACACCAGUAUGUUAAACACGUUUAAAAGCGGUUAAACUAACUGACACGGUUAAAAAUUAGUUGCUCAUACCGUGCGAACCCAAUACCUUAACAAGCUCAGGGAAAACCUGUUUGAUUAAAAUAUGUUAGCAAGGUGGUUUGAAAUUUGUCUUGUCAAAAUGACUGCAAAGCGUAAUCGGGAAAUUAGGAAAACCUAAACCUGAUUGAUUUAAACUAGUUUAGUUGGUGUGAAUGGGGCAUUAAGGUCAUUCCCCAAUAUUGCAUUGCGCAUCCCUACUG